AUGAAGCGCUCUGCUAGCUGGUUGGAGACUGCAAAACCCGUCUUCGUCACCAAGGCGGAGCGGGAGCGCCGCCAGGCGCCCGCCGUCGCCGACCGGCGCCACUCUGCAGCAGAUCUGUUCCGCUCCCUCCAUCAGCCCCCUUUGCUGCCGUCGCCGACUCCCCCGUCCAGCUUCAACCCUUCUCUUUGCAACUCUGCCUAUCGCGACUCUUCCGAUCGGGAUCGGGACAGAGACCGCCGCCACGACCUCGACCGCGACCGCCGCCGCGACCGAUAUGACUCUUCCUGCCGGGAUAGGGGUAAGGAGAGGAUUAGGGAGCGCGGCCCCGGCCGCGACUGCCACAGGGAGCGGGAGCAGGACCGAGACGGGGAGCGCGCGGACCGGAACAGGGAGAAAGAUCGGCUGGAGAGGAUGGCGGAGCGGGAGCGGGAGAAGGAGCUGGAGGCGAUCAAGGAGCAGUACCUGGGGUGUAAGAAGCCCAAGAAGCAGGUCAUCAAGCCAUCGGAGAAGUUCCGCUCCUUCGACUGGGAGAACACCGAGGACACAAGCCGCGACAUGAACACGCUCUACCAGUUGCCGCACGAGGCCCGGCCCCUCUUCGGCCGGGGAUUCGUUGCUGGUAUGGACCGCCGUGAGCAGAAGAAGGCGGCGGCCCAACACGAGAAGAAGAUCCGUGCAGAGCUGCGGCACAGAACUGGUGCGGAGGAUCGCAUGGAGGACGAUGAUGAUUUGGUGGGCAAGAAGAAUGCUGCUGCAGCUGAUUCGUAUGACACCUUUGACAUGCGUGUUGACAGGCACUGGUCUGAAAAGUCGCUCGCGGAGAUGACCGAGCGAGAUUGGCGCAUUUUCCGCGAAGACUUCAGUAUCUCUUACAAGGGGUCUCGCGUACCUCGGCCGAUGCGGAGCUGGAGCGAGAGCAACCUUGGGGCUGAGCUGCUGCUUGCUGUCGAGGGGGCUGGAUACCGGAAACCAUCGCCAAUCCAGAUGGCUGCCAUUCCACUUGGUUUAAGCCAGCGUGAUGUCAUUGGGAUUGCUGAGACAGGUUCCGGCAAGACUGCAGCUUUUGUGCUUCCCAUGAUGUCUUAUAUUGCACAAUUACCCCCCAUAAGUGAUGAAAAUGGUCCUUAUGCUCUUGUCCUGGCACCUACUCGCGAGCUUGCUCAACAGAUUGAGGAGGAGACUGUGAAAUUUGCGAAUUGUCUAGGCAUUAGGGUCGUGUCAGUUGUUGGUGGUCAGCAGAUUGAGGGGCAGGCCUUAAAGCUCAAGCAGGGCUGUGAGAUUGUAAUUGCCACACCUGGUCGGCUUCUUGAUUGCUUGGAGAGCAGGUAUGCUGUGCUCAACCAGUGCAACUAUGUUGUGCUUGAUGAGGCUGAUAGGAUGAUCGACAUGGGUUUUGAGCCACAGGUUGUUGCUGUCCUUGACGCGAUGCCUUCGAGUAACCUGAAACCUGAGAAUGAGGACGAGAAACUUGAUGAGAGGAGGAUUUACAGGACUACAUGUAUGUUCAGUGCCACCAUGCCACCUGCUGUGGAGCGUCUUGCUAGAAAGUAUCUCCGGCACCCAGUUGUUGUGACAAUUGGUACGCCGGGCAAGGCCACUGAGCUAAUCACCCAGAAUGUGAUGAUGGUGAAGGAGUCUGAAAAGAAAUUUCUGCUUCACAAGAUGCUCAGAGAGCUUGGAGACAAAACAGCCAUUGUCUUCUGCAAUACCAGGGAAUCAGUGGGCAUGCAUACCAAGGAUCUGGCGAAUAAAGGCUUCCGCGUCAUGGGUAUACAUGGAGGAAAAUCACAGGCAAAGAGAGAUAUCAGCCUUGAUGGUUUCAGGAACAGGCACUGCAAUGUGCUUGUGGCUACUGAUAUAUUGGCGCGUGGUAUCGAUGUUCCUGAUGUUGCACAUGUGAUUAACUAUGAGAUGCAUAAUUCAAUCGAGAUAUACACACAUCGCAUUGGAAGAACAGGGCGUGCAGGUAAGAAGGGUGUGGCGACUUCAUUUUUAACUCUGGAGAACACUGAUAUUUUCUUUGAUCUGAAACAGAUGCUUAUACAGAGCAACAGUCCUGUGCCACCUGAACUUGCACGGCACGAGGCAUCAAGGUUCAGGCCCGGCUCAGCUCCUGGUAGACCUCCAAGAAGAAAUGACACUGUUUUUGCAAAUCGCUGAAGCUACACUUGAAGGAGUUGAAGGUCUUUGUAUUAUUAUUUUGAAGGCAACUUCUUGGAAAGAUAUGAAUCUAGAUUUGUACCCAUGAGGUACACUUCUAAGUUCGAGAACUACAGUAUAUAUUCUUGGUAUGUUUACUGGAUCUUCACUUUGGAGGUUUAUUGCGUAUGUACGUCGUUCAUAUAGCGUUUAAUCUCAACCCUCAAGAGGUAUUAAGUUUUAUGCUGACCGUGAACGAGAGUAUGAGACUCAGCAACUUGCAUUGUACUCCCUCCGUUCCUAAAUAUAAGUCUUUUUAGAGAUUCUAAUAUGAACUACAUACAGAGCAAAAUGAGUGAAUCUCCACUCUAAACUACGCCUAUAUACAUCUGUAUGUAGUCCAUAUUGAAAUAUCUAGAAAGACUUAUAUUUAGAAACAGAGGGAGUAUAUGUGGGUGCAUCUUGUUGACGAGAAAACUCUGGUAUGUGUUUUAUAAGGAAUCCCGCUACCAGAAUAGUGCAUAUGACCCACAUGUUCCGAAGAGUGUGGCGUCGAGGGGCGGGGAUAUGUUUCAAGCUGUUGGUCCAACGAUUGUUAGAAUGCACAUACACAGUUUGGGUUGCUACUGAAACUACCAACUAUUGACAUCUACUAACUUAGUGGUCCGGAACAUAAAUGAAUGCCAAGAAACCCUAGCCAUCCGGGUCGUGCUUGCGACGCCACCACCACCAGACUUCGUCGCCGCCACCGGAGGAGACUGUCCGCCAGGGGCCGGGUGCUCGAUCAUGCGUCCUCUCCUAGUGCCCUUUCUCACCCUCUCCUAUGUUCGCUUGACCGCUUGACUUUGGACUCGACGGCUCAUGGCAGCGAUGGGGGGCUCCCAAAAGCUAUUUACUCCUUCCCUCUCACCUCCCGUGCACUCUCUACCGGGCGUCCAUGCCCUGGCUGCAAGCUGGUGCAUAGGCCUCGACUGCGCAUCUUGCGGUCCCUUGUUGAGCGCCCCUUGCCUGGCUAUUUUCUCCUUCCCUCUCACCUCCCGUGCACUCUCUACCGGGCGUCCUUGCCCUGGCUGCAGGCUGGUGCAUAGGCCUCGACUGCGCAUCCUGCGGUCCCUUGUUGAGCGCCCCUUGUUGAGCGCAUCCUGCGGUCCCUUGUUGAGUGCCCCUUGCCUUGGCGACGGGCAGCGCCGUGCUCACAUGCAUUGUGUCCUAUGCUUCAGCCACAGUGGUGUCGAAUGCCCAUGCUCCCGCUCCGUAUUAGUUGUGCUCCAGCAGGCAGCUACGGCGGCGCUCUGGAGGAAGGUGGUUGUUGAUGUCUUCGGGUGUUGGGGCUUCCCCUCAGCUUGUGGUUGUUGUCAUGACAGACUACUACAACUUGGACGACAACGCCUCGGCUUGUGUUUUAGUUGGUGGUGGGUGGCGCAGCUUGGAUUGGGGCACGAGGGUUAAGCCGAUGACUUACCAUUGGGAAUCUUGGGUGUUGUAUUUCUUCUCACAUAAAUACAAAAAUGGAUCACAUGGUUCCUACAAUCCGGUUCGGACCUUUGGGUAGGCUCUGCAGGAUUAACAACCAUAGCUGAACGGAGUAUGAUAGAAUUCCCCUGUACAGUCAUUCGAGAAGUCCCCCAUGAGGAUGACUCCCAUACAAAUCUUGUGAUCGCUGGAGAAGCGUCUAGGGGUAAAUCAUCGUAUCCAUAUAAUUGCCUGCCACCUAUGCUCCAUCAUUCAUUCAAAAUUUGGCAUCCCAUCAGAUUGCGAUAUUACUCACCUAUUCUUGCCAUAUAAAAAGAAAAUAAUACACUACUUAUCCUAACGGGGAAUUUUUUGGGUGUAUAUUAUAGCAAAGAGCUGAAGUAUGUCCGUGAUUUGGGUUACCAGAUUACACCACUUAGGGUUUACUUGUUUGAGGAGAUGAUUACUCCUUUUGAAAGCUUUGUUCCGAUCUCUAGCAGACAAGAAGCUAAGAAAAGCUACGCUUCCCAUUCUUCAGAAAAAUCAACUGACUUCUACCCUCUUGAUUGAUCCGGGGAAACAAACCGUCACAUGUUGGGAAGCUAGGAAUCAAGGUUGUGGCUUGAUGAGGAAAACAAAGAUGACACGAUGGAGUUGGCUGCUGGCACAAUAGGAUGGUGUCCUUACCGUACCGCUGGCACACGCGUGGUAUCGUUCGUGGUGGUGCUUUUGGAGUCUGAUGUACUACGUCCAGGAUCCGAAACGAGCUUGACAAGGGACCACUGCCAUCCCAUUCUUUAGUGAGCUGGAGUGCCGCCAUCUUAUCCAUGGAAAACGCGUCAAGCUAUCGCUUUCAGUCUAAGCAACAAAAGAGAAGGAUCGAGAAACGCGACAGCAUAGGAACCACGAAAACCAGG
This is a messenger RNA of Triticum aestivum (bread wheat), 4508 nucleotides long. RefSeq names its product DEAD-box ATP-dependent RNA helicase 21. Gene Ontology annotation, molecular function: RNA helicase activity; nucleic acid binding; ATP binding. Lineage: Eukaryota; Viridiplantae; Streptophyta; Magnoliopsida; Poales; Poaceae. The record is from RefSeq and is a predicted model, not a curated record. The transcript is spliced from 3 exons. The coding region runs from base 1 to 2160 and encodes 719 amino acids.